This is a messenger RNA of Perca fluviatilis (European perch), 1068 nucleotides long. RefSeq names its product high choriolytic enzyme 2-like. Gene Ontology annotation, molecular function: metalloendopeptidase activity; zinc ion binding. NCBI's taxonomy places the organism in Eukaryota, Metazoa, Chordata, Actinopteri, Perciformes, Percidae. Gene Ontology annotation, biological process: proteolysis. The record is from RefSeq and is a predicted model, not a curated record. Bases 72 to 839 code for a protein of 255 amino acids. The transcript is spliced from 10 exons.
AUCAGAGUCCAGCUAACACAGAUUUUGACUUUAAUUUCAGAUUUGCAGUUUAACUGAAGAGGACCACCAUCAUGACUCCAGUGAUCUCUGUCGUCGUCCUCCUCCUCUCGUUGAUGGUCUAUCCUCCGGGUGCAACAGGAGCUCCAACAGACAAGUCGAUGGACGUCUCUGAAAUCAUCAAGAAAGCUAAUGCUGGCAUAAAAACACCCCUGAUCCACGGCGACAUUGUACCAAAUUUAAACAGGAAUGCCGACCCCUGCGUGACCAAAGGCUGCUUGUGGCCCAAAACUGGAAGUUACGUCUACGUGCCCUUCAUCAUCGGCCCCCAAUACUCCACCGCAGAGCGCAACUUCAUCACUAAUAGCCUGUUGACCUUCCAUAAAUCCACCUGCAUUCGCUUUGUCCCGCGUACUACGCAACAGGAUUACCUCAGCUUCUUCUCUGGAAAUGGGUGUUGGUCCUACGUGGGCCGUCAGAGAGGCGUACAGCAGGUCUCCCUGUUGAAAAACGGUUGUCUGUACACGAACAUUGUGCAGCACGAGGUUCUCCACGCUCUGGGCUUCCAUCACGAGCAUGCCCGCUCCGACAGAGACUCUUAUGUCUCCAUCAACACCGCGAACAUUCAGCCAGGAUUUGAAUCAAACUUCGUGAAGGUGGCAACUAACAACUUGGGUACUCCCUACGACUUCAACUCUGUCAUGCAGUAUGGCAACAACUUCUUCUCCAAAAACGGCUUGCCAACCAUCAUCGCUAAGGCAAAUCCUAACCGUGUGUUUGGAACCGCCGUACAGAUGAGUGCCAAUGACAUCGCCCGCGUCAACAAGCUUUACAGAUGCUAAAAUCUUCCAGAAGUUGUUUCAGCUUGUUAGAACUGAUGGAAGAAAAUGUUGGGGAUAAAUGCCUUUUCCUGAAAGAGAGAUUACUUAGUCUUACUUGUCUUUCUUUUUAAUCAUUUGUGAUUUGAUUUAAAUCAUUUACUCACUUCUUUACUGGUUUUAAAAUAUAAACUUUAUUAUUUGGUUAUGGUUUUUCUUCUGCAGAUGAUUGAAUAAACUUACAAAAAGACAA